AUGCCCGCACACCCGAUCGCGCCCGCGUCCACGGACGCCCACGACCGCUGCGAUAAACAGACGCAGGAGCAGUACCUUCAGCUCGGCCAGGCGUCCUCCCACGGGAACGGACACCUCAUCGACAUGGCGCAGCCGGCAGCGAACCUCCACGACCCGAACGUCACGUUCGAGGAGUACCUCUACUGGGCCAGCAUCACGCGCGCUGAGGAGAAGCCGGCCAACGAGCGGUUCUUGCAGGCCCAGGGCCCCGUGACGUGGAAGAAUGUGAUCAAGGACCGGUUCAGGAAGGGCGAUGAACACGAGAGGUUCCAAGUCGGGAGCGGGGAGGCCGGACCCGAGGAUGUGAGCGGGGGAGAGAAGAAUGCCGACGGGAGUGACAAGGCCCUGCAACCCGCGAGGGAGGGCGACGGCGGUGUGGUGACGCCUGCGGAGUGGAAGAGGGCGAGCCGGGCGAUGAGGACAGCAAGCUGGGGUGCGAUAUUCUAUCUCAUCACGACGGAUGUCUUGGGUCCGUUUUCGACGCCAUGGGCCUUUGCACAAAUGGGCUACGGGCCGGGCAUCGCGCUCUACACCGUCUUCGGCAUCACGUCGUUAUACUCCGGCUGGAUCCUGCACAAGUCCUUCCUCGGCCUCGACUCGGACCGGUACCCGCUCAAGGGCUACGGCGACCUGUACUUCCGCGUCUUCGGGGCCCGCGCGCGGCACGCCGUCAACGUUGCCCAGGGCCUGCAGCUCCUGCUGUCCGUCUCCGUGCUGAUCCUCGGCAACGGGCAGUCCAUCUCGCAGAUCUCCAAGGGCCCCAACGGCGGCGCGGGCAUCUGCUUCGUCGUGUGUCUCAUCAUUUUCAUGGCGGCGGGGUUCCUGCUGGGACAGGUGAGGACGUUGCAGCGGUUCUCGUGGAUUGCGAACCUGGCGGUCUGGGUGAACUUGCUCAUCAUGUUUAUCUGGUGA
Colletotrichum spaethianum is the source of this 951-nucleotide messenger RNA. RefSeq lists its product as uncharacterized. Gene Ontology annotation, cellular component: vacuolar membrane. NCBI's taxonomy places the organism in Eukaryota, Fungi, Ascomycota, Sordariomycetes, Glomerellales, Glomerellaceae. Gene Ontology annotation, molecular function: amino acid transmembrane transporter activity. Bases 1 to 951 code for a protein of 316 amino acids. The record is from RefSeq and is a predicted model, not a curated record. Gene Ontology annotation, biological process: amino acid transmembrane transport. The transcript has 3 exons.